CAGAAAUGGCCAAAAACCCAUCAGCCAACUCUGUAGUAAUCAAAAACCCAUUUCAGAAUCCUUUCGAUUCUUCUAUAAUUCACCACCAGUUGGAGCAAUUCGUAGUCUUUCCUUCUUCAAUUGCUUAAGCUUUUCGCUGGUAUUCGCCUCCCAGAAUUCAGAAACAUGUCUCAGUUUGGGAAUGCUUCUGCUGUUAACAUUAGUGGACAAAGCAAAGUCUUGAGUUCUUUAGACUGGCGUUCAACAUGGAGAGACAGUUCUUAUGCUGUUCAGAGGCAAACCCACAAAUUGUCAUUUGCAAAGAGUCAUUCUAUGGGUCAUAGACUGAAAACAUCUAAUGUACACUUUAAUGGGAUGAGACAGCAGAAGGAUGAUGCACACUUAUUGAAGGUGGUUUGCAUCGACUACCCAAGACCGGAGAUUGAUGGUGCUGUUAAUUUCCUGGAAGCUGCUUCGUUAUCUUCAUCCUUUCGCUCUUCCACCCGUCCUGAGAAACCAUUGAAAAUUGUAAUUGUUGGUGCAGGUUUGGCUGGAUUAUCAACAGCAAAGUAUUUGGCCGAUGCUGGCCACAAACCUAUAUUGUUAGAAGCACGAGAUGUUUUAGGUGGAAAGUUGGCUGCAUGGAAAGAUGAGGAUGGAGAUUGGUAUGAGACAGGACUACACAUAUUCUUUGGGGCUUACCCAAAUGUGCAGAAUCUUUUUGGAGAACUUGGCAUAAAUGACAGACUUCAAUGGAAGGAACAUUCUAUGAUUUUUGCAAUGCCAAAUAAGCCUGGAGAAUUCAGCCGAUUUGACUUCCCAGAUGUUUUGCCAGCACCAUUAAAUGGGAUAUGGGCCAUCUUAAGGAACAAUGAAAUGCUUACAUGGCCUGAAAAGGUCAAAUUUGCAAUUGGUCUGUUGCCAGCUAUGAUAGGUGGACAAGAUUAUGUGGAGGCUCAAGAUGCUUUUAGUGUUAAAGAAUGGAUGCUAAAACAAGGUGUACCAGAACGUGUAACUACUGAAGUUUUUAUUGCCAUGUCAAAGGCUUUAAACUUCAUUAACCCUGACGAGCUCUCAAUGCAGUGUAUUUUGAUUGCUCUUAAUCGGUUUCUUCAGGAAAAACAUGGUUCAAAAAUGGCUUUCUUGGAUGGUAAUCCUCCCGAAAGGCUCUGCAUGCCUAUUGUUGAUUAUAUUCAGUCACUUGGUGGUGAAGUUCGACUGAAUUCACGAAUCCGCAAGAUUGAGUUAAAUAGUGAUGAAACUGUGAAGAGCCUUAUACUAAAUGAUGGAAGUGUUAUUGAAGGAGAUACAUAUGUAUUUGCUACCCCAGUUGACAUCUUCAAGCUUCUUAUACCUGGAGAGUGGUCAGAGAUUCCUUACUUCAGAAAAUUGGAUAAGUUGGUUGGAGUACCUGUCAUUAAUGUUCACAUAUGGUUUGACCGAAAACUAAAGAACACUUAUGAUCAUCUACUCUUUAGCAGAAGUCCGCUUCUCAGUGUUUAUGCCGAUAUGUCAUUGACAUGCAAGGAAUAUUACAACCCGAAUCAAUCCAUGUUGGAAUUGGUUUUUGCCCCUGCUGAGGAAUGGAUCUCACGCAGUGACUCUGACAUUAUUGAUGCCACAAUGAUGGAGCUUGCAAAGUUAUUCCCUGAUGAAAUUGCCGCUGAUCAGAGCAAAGCAAAAAUAUUGAAGUACCAUGUGGUCAAGACACCCAGGUCUGUCUAUAAAACUGUCCCAGAUUGUGAACCUUGUCGUCCAAUUCAAAGAUCUCCAAUAGAAGGAUUCUAUCUAGCAGGUGAUUACACAAAACAAAAGUAUCUGGCUUCAAUGGAAGGUGCUGUGCUCUCGGGAAAGCUAUGUGCGAAAGCCAUUGUACAGGAUUACGAGUUGCUUAAUUCUCGGAGGCUAAAGAAGAUAGCUGAACCGAGCCUUGCAUGAUCGAAAGGUCUAGUGGUGCAGUAAAUUAGUGCUAAAAGAUAGAACAAUAAUAAUUUAUAGAAGUUAAAAUUUCCUGAUUUCAUUUCAAAAUUGAUGAAGUUUGGUUUUGGAUAUUUAUAUUGGAUGCAAAAUAUGUUUCCCCUUUUG
This is a messenger RNA of Impatiens glandulifera, 2064 nucleotides long. Its product is annotated as 15-cis-phytoene desaturase, chloroplastic/chromoplastic. Gene Ontology annotation, biological process: carotenoid biosynthetic process. Gene Ontology annotation, molecular function: phytoene dehydrogenase activity. Gene Ontology annotation, cellular component: chloroplast thylakoid. The transcript is spliced from 15 exons. NCBI's taxonomy places the organism in Eukaryota, Viridiplantae, Streptophyta, Magnoliopsida, Ericales, Balsaminaceae. Bases 166 to 1917 code for a protein of 583 amino acids. The record is from RefSeq and is a predicted model, not a curated record.